ACAAUACACAGUCUUGGUUAGAUUUAGUGCACCUAUAGCUGGACCUGGAGCCUGGGAACUCGACUGUACUUUCAAGAGUGUUUUCAUGUGAAACCAGAAGCGUGUGGAGAGCUACUUCCUUUACUGACGAUGUCUCACCUUCAGGAGGACUGAAAACAAAGAAAAGAGCAGCAAGGUGCCAGCUUCACAUCACUUUUGUGCUCAACCAGCAGCUCUUACUUCUUGACCAUUAUGGCGAACUGGACUCUGUUUAUCGUUCUGAUCCUGCCAGCUAUGGUGUGUCUCGACAGCAAAGGAACACAAGAGGAAACCUUUGGGAGAGAACGAGGAGUUCUGUCAGUGUGCUUCAAUGACACAAUGAACAACAUCAUGCUGAUAGUUUGUAAGAUCAGAACAGAGAGAAGAAUGGGCCAAAACUGUAAUCUGUUGUAUCGAGACGGACAGAAAUUUGAGGAUAAAUGUGACUCAAGAUUCAGACUCUUGAAAAAGGAUGAGACUGUGUUUCUCAAAUGGAAAGACUUAACACCAGAGGAUCAUGGGAACAUCACCUGUGAAUGUUUCCACUCGGAUGGAACAUUCACUCUAGAGCUCAGUGUCCGUUUUAAUGGUUUUCAAGCUUCAGAGAAUGAACAACCCAGCAGUGAGAAACCAGAGCAGUUCUUUCCUUUUAUUGGUAGAAUUUCAGUCAUCGUUAUAACUGCAGCCAUUCUUGGACUUGUCUACAGGAGGUUACAUCACAGAGUUUGUUCAAGAUCUGCUGCAUCUGGAUCUACACAGGAAACUCCUAAACCUGUGGAUGGAGCUGACAGAGAGGACCCCUACUCAAGCCUUCAGCAACCAACAAGUGACCUCUACCAAACUAUCACUCCAGCACAUCAACAGAACACCAGUGAAGCUUUGCCUUGAACAAAACAGCAAAUCCACAUUUCUGACACUUCAUUCAUAAAUGUUAGAAUCAACCUGAUGGUGCAUGAUGAUUAAUGGUUAAAGACAGAAAAACAUGAGUCUGGGAUAUUUGAGUUUAAAAUUUAUAUCUCAGGUAGUUCUGCAUGGCUGGCAACUUUCCUAACCUUGUGUUUUGAGUAAGAGCUACGAGUGCAACCUGUGCCUCCUUUUUCAAGGGGGUAAAGCCAUUUAUUGUCUGAUCUACAGAAACCACAGCACUCUCCAUCAGGCCUCUGAAUACAUCAUGGUCACAGCGAACAUGUCAGUGUUAGUGGGUUUUGUGAUGCGCAUCUUUUGUGAACCAUUCAAAUUGAAGACCUGCAGGUUAUAAUUAGAAUGGGUCAGAGUUUUAGUGCAUCAAGCUCAAAUUAAACACCAAACUGGUGGGAGAGAGUUGUCAUAUAUUACGGCAUACUCGUGUGAAGCGAUAUUACUUCACACCAUCUCUGAGAGUGAAAAAACACAUUAGUGCAACAAGGUGUCACACUGUUUCCUCUUGGACCAGUAUGGCUAAAUGGAUGAUUUUAAUCAAAAAUGAUUGACUCAAAAUUUGACCAGAAAGUCAUGACUGCAAACUGUUGCCAUGUUCAUGCAAAAAAAAAAAAAAAAAAAAAAAAAAAAAAAAAACCAUUUUUGCAACAACUCAAAAUUUGACCAGAAUGUCAGAAUCCCACGUCGUGCAGAUAACUCCUCUCUAUGACUCUGUUGUUAUUGUUGUAUCAGUCCAGCUGUAAUCAGAUAAAAAGUGAUGAACUACUGUUUUAAGUUGUAUGAAUCAGGAAAUUGUCCGGUCAUUUUUAAAACAAAAAUGAUAAAAAAAUAUUUGCUGUUUGGUGGAUUUAGACUGUUAGUUGUACAAGAAAAGAAAUCUGACUUUUUUUUGCUCUUUGACACCAUAAUGCAUUUUUACACUUUUAAUGUCUCUUUUUUAUUGUACUGUCAUUCCUUUUCAUUCCUUUUUACAUAAAGUUUGCUUUAUCAUGCUACUCCAGGAUCUGUGCUCUAUUAGUCAUGUCUUCUGCAGUGAUUUUUAGUGUUACAACUAAAAUAAAGUUACCUAAAUGAGUUUUUCUGCAUAUCUGAGUUUGAGCACCGCUGAUGAGAGAAAGAGGAAAGUAGAAAAGCUGCACUGGUACGUUGGUCUUCAUUUGAUGCUCUAAAACCAAAACAAAGCUAG
Molecule: messenger RNA, 2122 nt
Organism: Cheilinus undulatus (humphead wrasse)
Lineage: Eukaryota; Metazoa; Chordata; Actinopteri; Labriformes; Labridae
Exons: 5
Coding region: 232-906 (224 amino acids)
Source: RefSeq, a predicted model, not a curated record